UCCGGUCAUCCCUAAUCUCAAAUCAAAGAUCUGCGCCUCCCCAAAACCGCAAAGCUUCAAGCUUUGGCAACCGCCCGGUCCCGUCUUCUUCUUCUCGCCCAUCCCCCGCCCUCGCAUGGCUGGAGUAAGCACGAAUCGCAAGAGUACAAGAUAGUGCAACGGCCGGAGUGGCGUAGGGAGGUGGUCAAGGCCGCUGGCCGCAGCUCGGUCCAUCCAACCUCCAGCCACCAUUCCAGCCGCGGCGGCCAUGCCUCCUACGCGUAGCGCCGUGGCGCUCCUCCUCGCCGCCGUCCUCUGCCUCGGCGGCGUCUGCCGUGCGUCGUCGGACUUCGACUACCCGGCCGCCUUCAACUUCGGCGACUCCAACUCCGACACGGGCGGCCGCAUCGCCGCCGGAUUCGAGCCCAUGCUCCCGCCCUACGGCUCCACCUUCUUCGGAGGCCCCGCCGGCCGCUUCUCCGACGGCCGCCUCAUCCUCGACUUCCUCAUGGAUGCGAUGGAUAUGCCGUUCCUCAAUUCAUACUUGGAUUCUGUUGGUGCACCUAACUUUCGGGCUGGUGUUAACUUUGCUCAAGCUGGUUGUUCGAUUACUCCAGCAACUGCAACAUCUGUCAGCCCGUUUUCCUUUGGUCUUCAGAUUAAGCAAUUCUUUGCAUUCAAGGAAAAAGUCACUAGGCUGCUCUCUAAAGGAGAUAGGUACAGGCAUUUUAUUCCUCAGUUGGAUUACUUUUCGAAGGGACUCUAUAUGUUUGAUAUAGGUCAAAAUGACCUUGCUGGUGCAUUUUAUUCAAAAACAGAGGACCAAGUCAUUGCAUCUAUUCCGACUAUUUUGUUGGAAUUUGAAUCUGGGCUCAAGACACUAUACGAGCAAGGUGCCAGGAAAUUCUGGAUUCACAACACAGGACCUCUUGGCUGCUUACCUCAGAACAUAGAUCUUUGGGGCAAAGAUCCAACACAACUGGAUGAACAUCAUUGUGUGGCAAAGCACAAUCGUGCUGCAAAGAUUUUCAAUUUACAGCUGCAUGCACUUUGCACAAAGCUGAGAGGUCAAUUUCCUGGAAGUGAUAUCACUUACGUCGAUAUCUACUCCGUCAAAUACAGCCUGGUCGCCAAUUACUCUAGAUAUGGGUUCGAGAGUCCCACCGAAGCUUGCUGCGGAUAUGGAGGGCCACCCCUGAACUACGAUGGUAGAGUACCGUGUGGACAGACGAAAUCCGUGAAUGGUAAUCUUGUAACUGCAAAAGGAUGCAGUGACAGUACUGAGUAUGUCAACUGGGAUGGAAUACACUAUACGGAAGCUGCAAAUUUCCAUGUUACAUCACAGAUUCUUACUGGAAAAUACUCGGAUCCUCCGUUCUCUGAGAAGAUGCCGUUCCUCUUGAAGCCGAGAUUCUAAUGUGUGGGUAACUUUAGUUCCACUGAAUCAGUAAGGCAAUGUACUGUCUUACUCCUCACAAAUGAUGUAUUUAUCACUUGUCAAUAACCAUAUAUAGCUUGUUUUCAAUUGCCCAAA
Lolium perenne is the source of this 1513-nucleotide messenger RNA. Its product is annotated as GDSL esterase/lipase At1g54790. Gene Ontology annotation, molecular function: hydrolase activity, acting on ester bonds. The record is from RefSeq and is a predicted model, not a curated record. NCBI's taxonomy places the organism in Eukaryota, Viridiplantae, Streptophyta, Magnoliopsida, Poales, Poaceae.